AGAAAAAAAUAGCAAUGGCGGUGAAAUUUAGCAGGGCUCCUUGAAGUUUAGAUGUUUACUUGUUUUGACUCUGAAAAUGGAUCAGUUUGGAACCCUUGAGCUCGGGUGGGCCCAGGGAUAUAAUGGCUCCCCAGCAUUGUUUGUCAACAGGGACACUGUCUGCUUUAUCUGUGGGAACAACAUUAAAUUUGUAAAUACGAAAGACAAGAGGGAGUCAGUUUUAUCCAGUCCUGGGGAUGGAAUUGGAGCAUUUGCUGUGAACUCUUCCACCAGUAGCAUUGCUUUUGCUGAACUGAGAGUUAACCCCAAGCUUUUUAUCUAUACUUUCCCUGACUUUUCAAGACCACGAGCUGUUCUUGAAGGUGGUGCAAGAUUGACAUACUCCUGCAUUGCUUUUGCCAAUAAUAGCAGCAUCUUGGCAACACAUUCAGGGAUUCCAGAUUUUCAACUUACUGUCUGGAACUGGUGUGAGAAGAUAAAGCUAUGCUCAAUUGAUGUUGGAAGACAUUUGUGUACUGGACUGUCAUUCAACCCAACAAACUGGCGUCAGUUAUGUACUGUGUCAAGUGAUGUCCUGAUGCUGUGGAAUGUUGGCCAGCUCAAUACCAAGUAUUCACUAGUCUCAAGUUCUGUAAGACUGCCUCCAGCUGAUGGAAGUCUAGAUGAUGAUGAAUUUGAAGACUUGGGGCAGUCUGUUAGUCGUAUGAGCCAUCCAGAAGGAUAUAGAAUUACUAAAGCAGCCAUAGCUGGAUUAGUAGGAGAGAAUGCAAAGAGUUAUGAGCCAGGUGAGAAAAAGGAAAGAUGUGAGCCUGUCAACCAUUGUUGGACACCAGACAGUAAACUUUACUGUGGUUGUAAAGGAGGUCAGGUGAUCUGCAUUGACACAGAAAACAACCAAGUCACUAUGGUACUGAACCCAAAUACAAAGGGUUUGCAACAGGACAGAACAGAUACUCAGUCUUUAUUGAGGAAGACCACCAUGGAAGUUAUAGCAGAAAUGGCAGAAGGGAAAAGUGGAGAUCCUGAUAAUGACGAAAAGCCUAAGGGUAGUGAUUUGUCCCUGGAUGUUGGACCAGGUUCAGCAGAUUGUCUGGCUUUACAUAAGAAGGGACUGUAUAUUGCUGGGCAGAAUGGAGUAUUGAGAUGUUGGGACAUAAAAUCAACUGAGCUUAAAGUCUUGGAGCAGUUGGACAUUGGUUGUGCUGUGACAAGUCUUGACUGGUCACCAAACUAUCGCUCCUUAGCCCUUGGGAGUUCCAAGGGGUCUGUACAUCUCUAUGAUUCUGAAGGAUCUGUGGCAGAGCUGUUUAAUAUUCAUAAUGCUGAGUUUGUGGGUGUUGACUGUCUGGCAGGAGGAAGUCAGUACUGUGUGACUUGUAAAGCAGAUGGUUUGGUGCAAACAUGGGACAUUGAAACAAGCAAACUUUUGUCUAAAAUCCAUCUUGAGUGCCAGGCUUCAUGUAUACAGUGUAGUCCAUCCUCCAGCACAGUGGCCAUAGGUUCUCUUACUGGCCAUAUCUACUUUGUUGAGAUGACAAACAUUGAGCAGCCUCGUCUUAUUUACAGGAUCCACAUUCACCAUGGGCCAGUUUUGCAACUUUGUUAUGAUUGGAGUGGUCAGAUAUAUGUAACAGGCUCAAAUGAUGGACAUGUCUUCGUGUGUGAUGCAAGAGUCAGCAACAACUUCAAAGUGCUUGGGCGAUUAGACCUGGAAGGCACAGUGUGUUCAAUAACUACUCUGAAUGCUCGAGAAAAAGACAGCCAGGGACCAUGGAAGAUAGCUGUGGCCUACCGUACGAAUAGUGAUAAAACAUUUGCAACAAAGCUACUAGAAUUUGAAGUUACCAUGGAUUUUUUGAACGGGGCCAAGGAGGCCUUCUUGAACAAGACUCUUCUGUACAGAGAUGAAAUGGUGAAGAAAGUCGUUCAUCUGUUAGCAUCUCCUUGUUACAGUGUUGUGUUGACCAGUCCGCAGACCGCUUUGACAGUAGCACACGCAAGAAAAGAAAUAGUUAAACUUACAUUGGCCGCAGAGGGCAAGAGUGUUCCACCAGAUUCCAAGCUGCAGCCUUCAGGGUCAUACCAUGGUCAUGAGCUGCACGGAGGACGCGUUGUUCUGUCUCCACAUUUAAGAUGGCUCGCCAGCUGUUCACCUGAUGGAAAACUUCUCCUCAGAGCUGUUGGUGCAUUGGAUCGUACAUUGUGUGUUUCUGCACAUCAUUACAAAAGAGGCGGAGCGUCUCACGUCUGUUUUACCGGUGACUCACAACACGUGCUCAGUACAGGUGCUGACGGUGUGUUGGCCUGCUGGGUUUGGAACUUCACAUCAACAGGCAAAGGCAAGGCGACAGCAGCCAUAGAUGCUGCGCGUGCGCGCUCAUCACUGCUGACCACCAUGCGAAAGGACGAAGACAGUCUGGCGGCUGAACGAGGGGAAUACGUGCCCAGAUCUCUCUCGCCGGUCGAGAAAGCGAACACUGAGGCGAGCGAGAAACAACAGAAAGUUAUCAAAGAUGGUAUCUACACCACCCCCACCCCUACUCCCUCAGAAGAUGCAACCUGGCUUGAGAAAGCUGUCAGCGAGACCCAACGUGAAGAGGCCAAAAAAUUCGCUGAGAUAAAGCGGAAGUUACGUCAGGAGAUUCAAGAAUUACGUCACACCGUGCUGCAGAUGAUGGGUGACAACCAGCAAGCACCGGAAAUAGAAAAACUGGAUAGAUAUGAGUACAACUUGGAUGUCGAUCAGCGGCAGAAAUUAAUUUUAGAAGGGGAAGAGAAAAUUAAACAGGUCCGUGAGGAGAUAGAAUUGGCAAAUCUUGCCAAUCAGUACUUGCGCGAGAUAAUAAAAAAAGAAUGUUGGGACGCCAUGGUCGUCAAAGGACGUUCAGUGAACGCCUUUCACCUUCCUCUGUCUGUCUCCAACUACCCUAUGAAGGAGCGAACUAAAGCAGAACUGGAUGAAGUUCAGUAUGUCAUCAACCAGAGGAAAAUCGAGCAAGCUGAGUCCGCAGCCAGCAAGGAUGUAGUGUCUAGUCCGCCUUCGGCCAGAAAUACACCUCUUGUUGAUGACCGACAAGAGUUUGAAGACGAGGAUAUUCUGGCCGAGGAUGAAGGAGAGAGGUCUGGAGAUAACCCGGCCACAACCGGAAGUCGUGGUGCAGCUUAUGGCGGCGGCCAGGAGCUGUUUCAGAGUCAGUUCCAGCUCCACACGGUGCAGCAGAAACUCAACCAGAUUGUUUUGUUGCAGGAUGCUAUCCACAGAAUCAAAGUGGCAUUCAACAAGGAGUUCGACGAAAUCUUCAAACAGAAAGAGGCCGAAAUCAAAAGAGUCAAAGAAAGAAACGACAGGAUAAAGAAGAUCUUGGGUGAUCUUGAGAUUGAUGAGAAGGUUUUUGAGCCGGAGAUGAGUGUGGACGAAAAACCUGAGCUGCUGUUGGAAGUGAAGGAUGGUGAAGUGCCCUUUGAGAAGUACAUUAGUGAGGAGGAGAAGCUUAAGCUUGAAGAACAAGCAAAGAUUGAAGAAGAACGCCGCUUAGCGGAGAAAGGCGACAAUGCACGAGAGCGAGCCUUGAUGAUGAUGAUGCAGGGAAGACUGGAGGCGAAUAUAGAAGACGAGCUGAAAAAAGAUCUGGUCCCGCCAGAAUUCAUCACCAGCAAACCACAAGAGGAAUGGAGCGAAGAGGAGCAGAAGGCGGCCAAGGAAUUCGAGAAGAAGAAACAACAGCUUCAAGAGGAUCGAGAGAAGUACCGGAAAUCACUGGAGACUGAGCUAAAGAAGUUACAGAGCGGAAUCACUGAUGCCACAGCCUCGUUUGACGAAAAACUUAGUCAGCUAUUUCAGAGGAAAGUCAAAACAGAAAUGGUUAUUUACCAGGAAGAGCUUAAAAUUAUGCGACUGAUGGUCUCAGUGCUGACUGAAUCCGAGCUGGAGUAUCAGGAAAACGAGCUGACCCGGCGGAUGAACGAAAAGAGGGAGAGGAAGACGCAAACUGCAGGUGCGCUGGCUGAAGCUAAGCGGGAGGUGGAUCAGUUCCGUGACUCAUACGAGAUUGUGUUGGCUGAAGACAAGGCGCUUGACAAGGCUUUCAAGAAAGAGUUUGCAGACCAAGACAUGCACACAGUAGAACAGUUGUAUAAACUGUUCAAACGAAGACCAAGAGGACAGAAACAACUUAAAGCUGCCACAGAAUCACACGGAGACCAUCCCGACGGAGGCAGUCCAUUCGGUCCCAGGCCUUCUUCCUCGCGUAGUAAUUCUGUCGCCAUAAGAAGCCUGGAGCGCGCAAUGGAUGAGCUAGAUGAUGAACAGCACAUGCCUGAAGGGGUGGAAUCUGCUGUCUGGCAACGACUGGUGCAAACUAGAAGAGAGAAAGUCGAAAGUGAACAGCAGGUCAAGGCCAAAGCGUUGAUAUUAGCAGAAAUGAAUGCCUUCUUGCAAAGGAGAACAGAAGACGAUGAAAAAGUCAACAGAGAGCUGGAGCACACUUUACAGGAACUACAGAGAUUGAGGGAUGAGAAAAUGAAGUUUCAUAUAAAUUUGGAAGUACAGCUGUUGCUAAAACAGGGACAGGUGGAGGUUACACCAGGCUCCUUUAUCACAGACUAUACAGACAGUGCUCUGAUUCAUCGCUCUGUUGUAGAGGACCUUAAUGCACAGAUUACGACUCUCGGGAAAGGAAAGAUUACUAUUAUGGAGGACAGCAAGGAGUUUAGGAAAGGAAUUCAUCGACUGGAGUGGGAGCACAAAAAGAUGGACAUGCAGUCGGAAGAUCUCCAGGCCAAGAUUCGUGACAUUCAGCUGCUGAGAGUCACCAAGGAACUCCAGCAGUUUCUAUCAGAGGGUGACCAACAAGCUAGGCAACAGCAGGAGAUCGAGACACUGGAGAAAACUUUGACACUACAAGAAAAGAUGCAUCAUCGUAAUGUAAAUGACCGCAGAGAAACAAUAAAGAAUAUCAAAAGAUUAAUACGUCGCAAGGAGAAAGACAAUGAACAGCUUGACGCGGACCUAGAGGAACUUGCUCUGUCCGUCGCUGAAAGGAGGAAUGUCAAUGAGGCAAAUGCUGCUGGCCGGAGUGACACUGGAAGUGAGCGCCGCCUGCAGGACAUAGUAGCAAGGCGAAAGCUAGUGGACCUCGCCAAAGCGCAAGCGCAGGAAGUUGCAGUGCUGCGGGCAGAAGUUGAACGACUACGCAUGCGUACUUUCCCAGCACUUGUACAAAUUGAACAUUAGGAUUUCGUUUGUGCUGUAAAUAUGAAACAAAGAUCUGAACGAGCAGUGAAUACUCGUUUAUUUGUUUGUAAUAUUUAAUUGAAUGUUCUUCCGUUUGGAAUAUCUUACAGAGCGGUUUUAUCUUUUCCGAGUGUUUUCUAUAAAAAUAAUCCUUUCGCUUGCGAAGUUUCAACUGAUGUAGUGACAAUGUAGGUUUGAGCAACCGUUGUAACGCAAUUUCAAAUGUAAAUAGAACUUCCAAGAAUGAAAAACUAAAAAAGUGUGUACUUAAUUUCUUUUUACCUGACUGUUGAAGUAGUCUUGAAUAUGGAAAAUGUAGAACACGAUUCAAAACUAGCGACCAUAAUUGCUUAAAUAGAGUUAUUGGACCGACUAUAUACACGAGAUCUACCCAAAAUCGCAGUUUUAUGCAAGCAGUGAAACUCAGGGAUACUCUAUAAGAGGGUUGAUAUAAUUAAAUAAAUGUCCUUCCAC
Pocillopora verrucosa is the source of this 5707-nucleotide messenger RNA. Its product is annotated as cilia- and flagella-associated protein 43. The record is from RefSeq and is a predicted model, not a curated record. Gene Ontology annotation, cellular component: axoneme. Lineage: Eukaryota; Metazoa; Cnidaria; Anthozoa; Scleractinia; Pocilloporidae. Gene Ontology annotation, molecular function: protein binding. Gene Ontology annotation, biological process: cilium assembly.